UUUUUUUAAUGCGGUUACUAUCGAUAGAUCUGAGAUAUCCUACAUAUCGGUUAUCGACGCAAGGAGCAUCGAUCAUGUACCGUGGAAAGUACAUAUCGAAAAAGAUGAUCGUGGGAAGAUUGUUAGUUGGCAACAAAGUUACGCCGGUCUAUUUUGCGACGAUCCGCGAGGAAGGGUUAUGUAAAUGAGGCGACAUGGGGGACAUUUAAUGACGAGGGAAGACGUUGCGACGAAAGUUAAUGGAAAUUAGCUGGGCAUCCCAAUUAUGCGAAAUUAACGGUGUGUCGAGACACCGAGUCGCAUUCGCAUGCAUGGUGUGUCGUAACGGUGUGCGUUUUCCAUUAACUCGCAUUGCAACGAGCGUAAAUUGUUAGGUAUGUAAUUAAGUUUAGCGUUUCACGCGUGUGUGAAGAAAUCGCGCUCCUUGUCAGAUGUUCAUACGCAUCUUCCCUAAAUUGUUAGCGAGCAUUCAUUUCAUUUUGCAUGUUCAGUGACGUCGACGAUCAGAAAAAUUUGAACGCUUGAAGUUGGCAAUUAGGACAUUUAUUGUAACGUGUGAAAAGUUGCUAAGUUCAAGUCUUAAAUUUUUAUAAACACUUGUGUGUAUGUACAUCAAGCACGUUAAUAUCGAUAUUAGUGAGACAAGUAUAUUAAAUAAAUGAUGAGAAUAGAGCCUGUUUUCAAAUUCAUACAAUAUCUUUUUAUUUGUAUGAAAAAUUAUAUAAUUAUAGAGCCUUCAAUUUGUUGUAGGCUAGCCUAACCUAAAACGGCAUCACGCUGUUCUGGAAUGCAAUAAAAUACGAACGGCGACCGCUUCUUAACCCCGCGCAAAGCAUGUAGAUCUCUUCUUUUUUUGCCAUGUCGCGGAGUUGCGUCAAUACCCGCAAUGCGUAAUAGAAAAUCGCUGGAGAGACCGCAAUGCUUCUUUCCCCCCUUUCAUUGACCUCCACGAUGUGGAUGUCCAUUCUUUCGAAACGAUACAAUCGCGAGGUCGUGAGGAAGAGAGCGGAGGUAGAGCACACGUUCCCGGUUCUACAUAAUCUCUUACAUAGAUCGAUACCUCAGGGAUACUUCUGCAAUACACUGUCGAAAUCCUGGUCGAGUUCGCACCGCUGGUUUACUGCUGACUCUGGCACCAUAAUUGGACGAUCGAACCAGAGAGAAAAAAAUAUGCAUUCACAGAGUUAUGCAUUGAAGGCCACAUGUGCUCCUCGAAGGACAAAUCUUCUGACGUGAUUUAUAAGAUCUGAAGGAUGCUGAAAUCUUGAGGAUUAAUCAUGAAAAAUCGCAUCCAUUCAAUCCUACUAAUUAUUUUCUGACGUGACCGCGCCGCUUCUCGAACAAACUCAUGCAUGGAAUUCGAUACAUUUCGUGAGAUUUAUAUCAAGACUAGGCCCGAGAAAGAUUUCUUGCCAAGAUGAACCUUCUCUCUAUUGUAACACAAGCAGCAAGACAGAUAAAUGUAUAGGAUGUAAGUCAAAGGAAUAAGAUCUCAAAGAAUAUUGGAAUCUGUACUUGGAUAAGAUGCAAUGUUUCGAUAUGAUGUCGUCGUAUCUUGCUAUCAAACUCGAAGCUCACAAUUGCUCGCAAUUUUUUAUUUCAACUAUACGUUGCAUCUAACUCGUGAAAUACGUCUUUUGAUGAGACUGGAAAGUAAUGUGACUUUUAUAAAUAAUGCAAACAGAGAGAGAGAGAGAGAGAGAGAGAGAGAGAGAGAGAGAGAGAGAGAGAGAGAAAAAUAGCGUGCUCGGGAAUUGAAGUGCGCACGAAUUAUCACAUUUUCUCCUAUUUCUACGUUGUGGAUCGCCGAGGACCUCGUGUAAUAUCGAAGCGCUGUGAUUUUAGGCUACGAUUUUUCAAUAUAGAUUGAGAGUUUGGCUUUUUAUCUCCAUGGGAAUCUAGACUAGAUCACGUACGCUAUCAUAUUACGAGGCGAGCGGGAUGGCUAUUGGGAUGCGAUCGUCUACGGCGAAGCGUGAGUACGGUGACCUAAGGUGGAUCGUUAACCGACGACUUACGUGCCGAUCGGCAAUACCUUGACGAUUUCAAAUGCGCUUCGGUUUACAGCGGCAGUUCCAUUUUAUGAAACUGUUUACGAUACCGAAAGCCAGGAGUUGGAGUCGCGCAAUUAUAUGGAUGCGUAAUAUUCUCGCGCACGCGGAUGCGAGCCUCGAACCGAUGAUCUCGCGGAUUAGUCUUUUAUAAUUCAUCUUACGUAAUCUUCGAAUCUUCGGCUAACCGGAUUCGAUUCUCUCGGCUAUAUAAUUAUCCGAAUAUUCAGAGAUGGUCUAAAUAAAAAGCGCGAGUUCUUGACGAGAUGAUAGCUCUCAUUAAUAACUCUUGCCGUAAUCAGCGAGGAAGAUAAAUUUUACGCCAUACGUGGGCGCGUUUGAGAACCGCGUUCCGCACAGGAGAUCAUCCUGGGUUACCCAGGCACCCAGUUCCCGACCUAGCGCACACGUGCGAACGCGCAGCACGAUCGUCGUACGUGCCACGCACGUAUCGGUCGAUGCGUUCCGGAGAUGCUCUCAACGCACGAUUGCGUAACGAGCCCGUUCGAUUGCGGAGCGCGCAUUGCUCUCCAUAAACCGCGGCAGCGGCGGCGGCUCCGAUGACGACGACGGUGAUGACGACGCCGCGACCCCGCGGGUAUAAUUCCCGCGUUGAAAGAGCUGAUAUAAUUACAAGGGAGAAACGCGCGACGAGUACAGACUGCAUCAUCGGCUCGGCUCUGUUUUUCCACGCUUUCUCACCGCUUCCCUCCUCAUCCUCAGGAUCUCAUCUCCUCCGAUCCUUGCUUCACUUCGCUUUCAUGCCGAUCCCAUUGGCCGACCUUCGGAUCCAUUCGGAGUUGCCUGCCGAUCUGUAUCAACUUAGCGUUGCGUAAUCAUCCCUCAUUCUAGCUCGAGGUUUGUCAGAGGCCUCCGCCACCCUGUCGUCCCCUCCGAUGAUCCUCUCACUGUGCGCGUUUUCGCCCGGCAGCUGUAAUACCUUUUUUUCUCUCUUCCUCUGUUCUGAGCACUUCUCGUCAACGAGGAUUCGUUGGCGAAUCUUCGAGGAACGCAUCAUCGGAUUAUCUCUAACCAUGGUUCUAUCCGCGGUUGCUCAUUGGCUGGUGGGAGGAAGACGAUCUUCGCGCGGGACCAGUAUAUAUAAGUAUGCUGGAUUCGACCUGGAUACGUGCAGACAAUUAUCAUCAUCGGUUCGACGAUACACGAUAUAAGAUUUAAACAGUGCGACACAAUUUAACAUUGCUGAGAUUUACUGGACGAAUAUACGCGCAACUAGCGAGAUGAGACCGCUCGCCAUUGUGUUGCUUAUUGCCAUUAUUGGUACCUCUUAUGCCGCAAGAUUGGACACUACUUAUCUUCCACCUAGUAGUGCCGGAAGUGCGGGUGGUGCAGGAUUGAUUCAUCCUCCAUCGUCAGGAGACGAUAGAGAUGUACCUGUUAAAUAUAGUGGUCCAGUUGGUUUCGGAAGUCUAGGUGUUUCUGGUGCUCCAAGUGGUCAUAGUAGUUUUGAUAGUGGUCCUAAUAGUUUUGGCGGUCCUAGUAGCCAUGGCGGAUCAAGCGGAUUUGGCCCCGGAGGUGGUGGCGGCACUUAUGCAGGCGGCGGACAUGGUCAAGAGAUACCCAUAAUUUCUUAUAGCAGCGAGAAUAUCGGUGAUGGAAACUAUCAAUACAGCUAUGAAACUGGAAACGGUAUUUCCGUACAAGAAACGGGUCAUCAACAAGGAGAAUCCGAAUCGGUGAGCGGAUCUUUUUCUUAUACUGGGCCUGAUGGCAUGCAAUAUUCGAUCACUUAUACGGCGGAUGAAUACGGGUUUCAUCCUCAAGGCGCUCACUUACCGACACCGCCUCCGAUACCACCGGAAAUUCAACGAGGCGUUGAAUUGGCACUCGCCGCCGAAGCUAGGGGAGAGAAUCAGGAUGGAGGAUAUUCACAUGGAAGAGGCGGCGAAGGAGGUAAUCAUGGCGGCCAUGGAGGUAAUGUGUAUCAGGGACCGAAUUCGUACCAGAUAAGUUCAAGCGGCGGCUAUCAAUACUAGGCAGUGGAUUGGUGAGGAUCAUUAUGUGCAUACCAUAUGCAGGCAUGCAUACAAUUUUCCAUUUAUCCAUUUAUUUAUGUAUAUAAUGAUAUAUAUCAUUCGUGCAAUUUUUUAUUUAUAUAAGGUAACGUAACUUUUAUUUAUAAAAUAUCCACGCUCUAAUUUUUUUCUUGGAAUUGCUUUUGUACCAAAAGCAACCUUUCAAGUGCUUUUUAGAUAUUGUUAAAUCAGUCAUAAGAGAUAUAUACCACAUAAGAAAUAUAUCAAGUGAAUGCACGAUACUGUAGUAAUUGAAAAUUUAACUGUGGCAUGUAUUGCACAUUAUUUUUUUAUGCGCUUACAUCUAUAUAUGAUUAUUAUAUUUAUUUUGAGAUGUAUAUCUUUGAAUAAAUAAAUGGUAUAUUAACGCUGUGAAAAUAUGUAUUGUGUAAAUUAUUUUACAUAUGUACAUAUAAUAAAAGAAAUAACACUGUAAUCUAAAUUUUUAUCUUUUUUCUUAUAUCUAUAAAACAAACUUUAUAUAAAAGUACGUAUCAUUAUAAUAAAACAUUUUCGCAUUACAAUUUAAAAGUAUUUUAUACCAAUGUGAUGUAAUUGAUAUUAAGUUAAACGCAAAAAGAUGUACUAAUACAUAUAUAUUAACAAUACAAUAUCAUCGCUUCCGAAUAAAAGUGUUAACUCAAAAGCCGUUUGAAAAGGGCGUUAACUUAGAAGCCGAUUGAAAAGAGUAUUAAUUCGGAAACCGGUGGAAAAAGACGUUAAUUCAGAA
Messenger RNA from Monomorium pharaonis (pharaoh ant), 4817 nucleotides. RefSeq names its product pupal cuticle protein 20. The transcript has 8 exons. The record is from RefSeq and is a predicted model, not a curated record. The coding region runs from base 3293 to 4048 and encodes 251 amino acids. NCBI's taxonomy places the organism in Eukaryota, Metazoa, Arthropoda, Insecta, Hymenoptera, Formicidae. Gene Ontology annotation, cellular component: chitin-based extracellular matrix. Gene Ontology annotation, molecular function: structural constituent of chitin-based larval cuticle.